Molecule: messenger RNA, 849 nt
Organism: Vicia villosa (hairy vetch)
Lineage: Eukaryota; Viridiplantae; Streptophyta; Magnoliopsida; Fabales; Fabaceae
Product: protein yippee-like At5g53940
Exons: 5
Coding region: 187-573 (128 amino acids)
Cellular component (GO): ubiquitin ligase complex
Source: RefSeq, a predicted model, not a curated record
AUCACAAUACUCCACUUUCUCUCUCUUUUCGGUUUCUCACCAUGUAAAACACAAACCAUAAAUAAAACCAGUCUAAAACGAAAGCAAACAGAAAAUUUGAAGAAAAGAAAACGUUACUACAAAUAUCGAAGAUCACACCUUCAUCGAACGUCUGAAGUAAAAUUGGCUCCAUCUGUGUAAAGUUCGAUGGGUAGGGUUUUCUUUCUUGAUUUAGAAGGAAGAGCUUACCGAUGCGUAUUCUGUCAAACCCCUCUUGCCCUUGCCGAUCAUGUUCUCUCUCGGUCAUUCAGCUGCAGUCGAGGGAGGGCAUACCUUUUCAGCAAAGUGGUGAAUGUUACGCUUGGGACUCAAGUAGAGAGAUUGAUGAUAUCUGGAAUGCAUACUGUUGAAGACAUAUUUUGUUGCUGCUGUGGACAAAUUGUUGGAUGGAAAUAUAUCAUAGCACAUGAGAAAAGUGAAGCAUAUAAAGAAGGGAAAUUUGUGCUCGAGAGAUGGAGGAUAGUUGAUGACGUUGAAGAGGAAUUAAAUUUGGAUGCUAAUGCUAGUUCAAGCGAAUCAGAUGAAAACCCUUAGCAAGUUGCUUCUUUCAUGAAUUCAAGUAUUGUAGCUAAGCUAGAAAAUUCAUCACAUCGGUAGUCAUUUAGUAUUCAUCAACAUAGAAUUUCACAAAGAAACUCUCUAGUUGGAGCAGUAUAAACCUUGCUUGAUUUCAGCAUUUAUAAAUCUUUUCAUAUGACAUUUUGAGAUAGUUAUCAUUUUUACUUGAACUCAAUAUAUGUAAUAUAUGUGGAUAGUUAGGUUAGUGUACGUUUGCAGAUACAAUUUACAGUAGUAGGAUUUGUUCUGUUA